AUGCGGAACAGCAGUAAGAUAAUUCAUUCUUUAGAUGAUAGAAGCCCAUUUUGUUAUGGUCUUUAUGUGGCUAAGGGUUCAGAUCCAUCAACACACCCAGAUUUAAGUCCUAUCAGUACUUUCCUCUGUGUUUUCAGGUGCAUCUCCAUCUUCUUUGCAGAGUUCCAGGCUCACUUUGGGGCCACUUACUCCUCCACUGCUUGGAUCCACAGCCUGGUGGACUGUACCACCAUGCUUUUUGCUCCCGCUGGCAGUCUGUUGGGGAACCGCUACUCUUGCAGAGUGGCAGUGAUGUUGGGUGGACUCCUGUCGUCCUGUGGACUCCUGCUCAGCUCCUUCGCCUCCAGCCUGGAUCUGCUCUACUUGAGCAUGGGAGUCCUCACAGGGCUGGGAUUUGCUCUCUGUUACACUCCAGCUAUCGCUCUGGUCGGGUGCUACUUCCAGCGCAGGAGGGCCCUGGCAUACGGCAUUGCCAUGUCAGGCAGCGGUAUCGGCACCUUUGUCUUGGCUCCUGUUGUGCAACUUCUCAUCGACCUAUACACAUGGAGGGGGGCACUGCUUGUCCUUAGCGCCUUUGUAGCUAACCUGUGUGUCUGUGGAGCACUGCUGCGACCAAUAACAGUGCAGAAGGGCGAAGAGGUGGAGACAGGUGAUGUCCGAGUGAAGGAAGGUGAAAUAAAUCUCUCCAAAGAUGCUUUUCAGGCAUCGGCCAAACAGCCAUCCUUACUUGCUCUCAGAAACCCUCCCUCUGGGCGGAAGGGGAGGUGCAGCCUCAGUUCCUGCUUCCGGUUGGAUUCAGAGUACAGCUUCCUGUUGCUGCCAGACUUCCUGGGUCUGGCUGCGUCCUUCCUGUUCCUGGCCAGUGGGUGCAGUCUGCCCUUCGUCUAUCUCGUGCCGUAUGCUCUGAGCGUUGGCGUCAGCCAGCAGAACGCCGCCUUCCUUAUGUCCAUCCUGGGAGCCAUUGACAUUGUGGGGAACAUCACCUUUGGUUGGCUGACCGACACAAGGUGUCUAAAGCCGUACCGCCUCAUCUGCUACAUUGUUGCCGUGGCAAUGGAGAGUCUCUGCUGCUUCUUGGUGUCGCUGCUUCGUACCUUUGCUCAACUUGUGCCAUUCGCUGUGGUUUAUGGUUACUUUGACGGCGCAUACGUGGCACUUAUACCUGUGGUGACAUCAGACGUGGUGGGGGUUCCAUACCUGUCUUCCGCACUGGGUGUGGUCUAUCUCUUGCACGCCAUCCCUUACCUGUUCAGUCCACCAAUCGGAGGAUGGCUGGUUGACGUCGCAGGAAAUUACAUCGCUACCUUCACCCUCAGUGGUGCCGCCCUGCUGGCCAGCGCGCUCAUUGUGUCUUUAGUCACUGGGAUUCGCUCCCGUCGGCUCUCGUCCAGCAAGCACAAGCCCCUCCCACUAGUUUUGUCCAACCAAUCAGACUGUUGCUCAGAUAUAUGUGCAGCCAAGCCAGAGGCUCAUAAUAAUGGUAUAAGUGAUCAACUGGAUUUAGAUACUGUAAGCCCAGCAGGACAACUGUGAAUUUAUUUAGAGUUUUACAUUAAAACAAUGCCAAACCUCCUGUCUGGACAAAUAAAUGAGUCUGAAUAGAGUCAAAUGACUCAUCAAAAGUCUGCAGAGAACCUUGAUGAGAGCUCACCUCAACGGCAGUCCAGUGAGGUUAGUAACCUCACAGAAAGCAUGAAUGUUUCUGGAACAAAUCGGCCAGGAAACGGAUUCACUUCCUUUAGUAAUGCCGAUUCAAAUGACACUAAAACUUGUGAAAUUAAAAUUGUUUUUGUUUAUACAGACUAGUGAUGCAUUAAUGAUUCAUCAUAACAGGUUUUCACACAUUGGCAAACUGUACUGAUACUUUUGUCACUGAAUACUGACACCUGCUGGACAUUUAAAAUCACUACAGGCUGAGCUGAUCAGAUUACCUAAAUCAGAGGUCAUGGAUUAGUGGACUGUAGUCUGGAUUCAAACCCAUCUGAGGGCUAAUCCGGACCCAACCUGAUGUAAAACAUUAAUAAAUUACUGCAUGUUGUCCGAUGGCAGUGUCUAACUUCACUUGCACCGCUUCUCCUGUUAAUACGGUAAAGCCCU
This is a messenger RNA of Cyprinodon variegatus (sheepshead minnow), 2097 nucleotides long. It is a transcript of the gene slc16a12, whose product is annotated as solute carrier family 16 member 12. Gene Ontology annotation, molecular function: monocarboxylic acid transmembrane transporter activity. The record is from RefSeq and is a predicted model, not a curated record. Gene Ontology annotation, biological process: transmembrane transport; monocarboxylic acid transport. Bases 1 to 1533 code for a protein of 510 amino acids. The transcript has 7 exons. NCBI's taxonomy places the organism in Eukaryota, Metazoa, Chordata, Actinopteri, Cyprinodontiformes, Cyprinodontidae.